Lentinula edodes (shiitake mushroom) is the source of this 501-nucleotide messenger RNA. Its product is annotated as YL1 nuclear protein C-terminal domain-containing protein. Bases 1 to 501 code for a protein of 166 amino acids. The transcript has 5 exons. Gene Ontology annotation, cellular component: Ino80 complex. Gene Ontology annotation, biological process: chromatin remodeling. Lineage: Eukaryota; Fungi; Basidiomycota; Agaricomycetes; Agaricales; Omphalotaceae. The record is from RefSeq and is a predicted model, not a curated record.
AUGCCACCAAAAAACCUCAAGAGAAAAGCCACUGCGACGGAUGGCACGCUAAAGAAUACAGCUUGUACUUCUCAGACGUUGGCAGAACAACUGUCGUAUCUACACCUUCCACGUCCAUUUAAGAACCCAGAAUACACGAAGAACCUGAAUCGGCGGGCUAAGAACUUGAAGAAUAUAAUGGGCCAGGAGCGUGAACGUGAACGAGCAGAGCGGGAGAAAAGACGUCUUGAAAAGGCGGAGAAAGAUGCUAUGGAGGUAGAUGGGAAAGAAGUUACCAUGGAGAGUGAGGAGAUUCCAACUUACCUCUCGAUUGAAGCACCACCUUCCGUACUCCCACACAAACACUAUUGUGAUAUCACAGGCUUAGAGGCGCCUUAUACCGACCCAGUCACCGGUCUUCGGUACCACGACAAAGAUGUGUAUGCGCUCAUCAAGGAAAUGAGUGCAAGUACAGCCAAGGAAUACUUAUCUGCUCGCGGAGUCAACUCUAUCGUCAAAUAG